AUGACCGACCAGCUGCUUAAUAAACUCUACAACAUGGGAGUCAUUCCCACAACAAAAAGCCUCAACCUUUGCGAUAAGCUCUCCGUCUCGUCGUUUUGCAGACGAAGGCUAGCAGUGGUGAUGGUGCGACUCAAGAUGGCGGAACACAUGAGAGAAGCAGUUUCGUUCGUGCAGCAGGGCCAUGUGCGCAUUGGUCCGGAAGCUGUGAGGGACCCGGCGUUUCUGGUGACAAGAGCAAUGGAGGACAUGCUGACAUGGGUGGACACGAGCAAGAUCAAGCACAAGCUUCGGCGAUCCGACCGGCUGCUGGCCGUCCGAUCCGCCGCUCGCAUCUUCCUCCAAAUCCCCUUGCCUUCCGGCAUCUCCCCCGCGGCGCCCGCAGUUCCACCCCAUUCUCUCCACGUCCUUCACCGGGUCGUACGCGAACUUUGCCACGUGGAAGGCAGCGGGCAGGCCAGAUUGAUCCAAUCCCGUCCCGUCCAAUGGGGUGUCGACAGGUGUCGCCCUAUUCCGACACCCCCCUCCGCCGCGUUUGCGCCAUUCCGCCGUUUGAUCCCUGAUCCGCGUGCGCCUGCGGGUAGCAAGCGCAGUUUUUCCGCCGCCACAUCUCCCCCGAUCCCGCCGAACUCCGCUCCGAGCGUUGGCGGAAGCAUUGGCGGAAGUACUGGCGGAGCGGGCGGGCGGAAGGGCGGGCGGGGAUUGGUGGGCGUGAUCACGGCAGCCGCCAUAGCGGGAGCGGCGGGGGGCGCGUAUUAUUGGUGGGAGACAGAAGCAGCGAGAUUCGGACCCGGUCCCGUUAUAAUCACACCCGAUACGAAAGUUGGCUCGGAAGAAGAAGUUAGUAUAUCGAGUCCCGCGGCAGACUUGGGGACUGGGGGAGGGAGGGCUGGAGACACCAUAACGGAGCAGAGGGGCAUAGAGGAGGGGAAGGAGGGGGAAGGAAAUGAGGGGAAGGAUGGGGGAGGAGAGGAGGGGAAGGAUGGGGGAGUAGAAAUUGAAAGGGAGGAGAGAGAAGAGGAGGGGAAGGAGGAAGCGGGAGGCGGAAGGAGGGAGGGAGAGGAGGGUGCGAGAGAAGGGGGAAGUGUGAAGGGGUCAGAAGGUUCAGUAAAGGGGGAGAUUGGGGUGGAGGGGGAAGAUAAGGGGGAGUUAAAGCGAAGGAAAAAGGAGGAGAAGAGGAGGGAGAAGGAAUUGAAGAAGAAGGAAAAGGAGGAGAGGAAGGCGAAGGAGGGGAAGGAGGGAGAGGAGGAUGAGAAUGGAGGAGAGGGAGGUAAGGAUGAUGGUGGGGAUGAGGAAAAGAAGAGGAGGAAGGAGGAGAAAAAGCGCCUUAAGAAGCUGAAAAAGGAGGAGGAAGAGAAAAAGAAAGGAGAAGAAGAGGAAAAGGGGAAGGGGAAGGAGGGGGAGGAGGAAGGAGAAAUGUCGAAGGAGGAAAAGAAGCGACUGAAGAAGUUAAAGAAAGAGGAGGAGAAGGAAGAGAAGAAGAAGAAGGAAGGAAGAAAAAAGAGGGAAGGGGAGGAGAAGGGGAAGGAGGAAGAGGAGGGGGAGACGGAAGGAGAGAAGGGGAAGGCAUGGGACGAAAGCGAAGAUCACAGCAAGGUGGAGGGAGCAGCUGACGUGGCCGCUGACGUGGCAGCUGAUGUGGCAGUUGGUGUGGCAGCUGAGGUGGUGAGGAUCGAGUCAGCAGCCAGGAAUGCGGAGGCGGAGAGGGGAAGGAGGGAGAGGGAGCGACAGCUGGCAGCGAUGCAGAGUGUCCACGUGGCAGAACAGGAUUCGCUGGCAGCGGCGGUGCGAGAGAAGGAGAGGGAGGGGGAGGUGGAGCGGGAACGGAUUGAGCAGCAGAGGGAGGAGAUGGGGAGGGAGUUGGAGGAGUGGGAGGAGGGGGAGGCGAGGAGACAGCAGGAGGAAGAGCAGGAGAUGGUGAGUGAGGGGUUGGGGAAGGAGGCCAUAUCCACCCUGCAAGCAGUGCUGCAGCAGCAGCUGGUGGCAGUGGCAGCAGCAGACGCAGGUUCAACCCAUUUACCCCUCUUCUCCUCCACUCCUUUGCUUCUACCCGUCUCUUCCUCUCCAUCCGCCCGUCCCUCCCUCCAGGCCAUAUCCACCCUGCAAGCAGUGCUGCUGCAGCAGCUGGCGGCAGCGACAGCAGCAGAGGCCGGGGCGAAGGAAGCAGCAGAGGCACAUGGGAAGCAGACAGAACUACUGAAAGAGGAGGAGUGGGGAAUAAGCUCUGAGGAGGGGGAAGGGCUGCAGAGGCGGAGGCGAAGCAGGCAGCAGGGGGACACGAGGAACAGGUGGAAUGGAAGUGGUGAAAGGGGAGAUCUCUGCUCUGAAGGAUGUUUUCUUCCAUCGAUCACAGGAGGACAGGCUGUCAUGGCAUUCACACAGAGUGGCUCUGGCAGCCAUGAUCCUCUCGUCUCAUCCCUCCUGCCACGUGGCGACGACCCAUUGGUCGCUGCGAUCGCCGCCACCCUGCCCAAAUCCGCGCUGGCCAAUGGCGUGCUGACACGUCAGCAGCUGCAGGAGCGGCUGGAGGGGAUGAGGGCGAGAGUGUGCCAGCUGGCGAUGCUGCCGCCGGCCAAUGGGGGGGAGCGGGAGGGCGUGGGAGGGGGAGCAGGAGGAAGAGGAGGAGACGGCGGACAAUUGGUUGAGCCAGGUCUAUUCUCACAAGCUGUGGCAGCAGUGGCAGUUGCUCUCAAGGUAAAGCAUUGUGACAAGGUGAGUUUGGAGUCUCAAAACCUUGAGACAACAGGAGGGGGAGGAGGAGCGGGAGGGGGAGGAGGAGGAGGAGAGCUGGUUGAGCCGGGUCUACUGUCACAAGCAGUGGCAGUUGCUCUCAAGGUAAAGCAUUGUGACAAGGUGAGUUUGGAGUCUCAAAACCUUGAGACAACAGGAGGGGGAGGAGGAGCGGGAGGGGGAGGAGGAGGAGGAGAGCUGGUUGAGCCGGGUCUACUGUCACAAGCAGUGGCAGUUGCUCUCAAGGUAAAGCAUUGUGACAAGGUGAGUUUGGAGUCUCAAAACCUUGAGACAACAGGAGGGGGAGGAGGAGCGGGAGGGGGAGGAGGAGGAGGAGAGCUGGUUGAGCCGGGUCUACUGUCACAAGCAGUGGCAGUUGCUCUCAAGGUAACGUACACUGCCACUAGGUCUAUUCUCACAAGCAGUGGCAGCAGUGGCAGUGGUUCUCAAGGUAUCGUGCACUGUGACAAGUUCCCAGUACCAAUCACAGCAGGGGACACACCGAGCCCUGAGCAAGCCGUUGCUGAAGCGGCUGCUCUGCUGGUGGAGGGGCGACUGGAGGAGGCACCAGGGGCGAUGGAAAGGGGGGUGAAGGGUGAAGGGGGGUGCUGCAUCUUAACAAUUCCCAGUGCCACCUCCCCAAAGCACUCUGACACCUCCCCACUGUUCCUCCCCUUCUCCCAUCUGUCCAUCUCCCUUCCAACACUUCCAGUACCAACCACAGCAGGGGAAGCACCGAGCCCUGAGCAAGCCGUUGCCGAAGCGGCAGCUCUGCUGGUGGAGGGGCGGCUGGAGGAGGCAGCAGGGGCGAUGGAGAGAGGGGUGAAGGGGACACGGGCUGAGGGGGUGGUGAGGCGGUGGGGGGAGGAGGUGAGGGGAAGGGCAGCAGUGGAGCAGGCGGUUAGGGUGAUGCAGGCGCAUACAGGGUGCAUGGCAGCAGAGCUCCGUAGGUGA
Molecule: messenger RNA, 3681 nt
Organism: Closterium sp. Naga37s-1
Lineage: Eukaryota; Viridiplantae; Streptophyta; Zygnematophyceae; Desmidiales; Closteriaceae
Source: the annotation of a GenBank genome assembly